AUGGGUCCAGGUAAGGUGGCUGGCCAAUUGCACCAAUCUCGUCCUGACCCAUUGUAUCAGGAAUGGCACUUGAACACGCAUACAAACUCUAGAGGAUCUAAAGGGGUUUGGUAUAGCAGGAAUAGGAGAGUAACAUCAUCAAGUCUUACUGCUGAUGGUGUCAUUGAUAAUGACGGUGAUGGUGAUGAUGAUGAUGAUGAGGAAGAUUAUACUGAUUAUGAAAGUGAUGAUGGUAUUCGUGGUGGUGGUGUUUUUGUUGUUUCUGUUGUUGAUGAUGGUUAUUGUCUUGUUGAAUGUCAAAUUGGGACUUUCAAGUCAGAUAUCGGUAUAACUGAAUGUUCUCCAUGCCCUGCCAAGAGCCAUGCAGACACCGUAGCAGUUACAAGAUGUACCUGUAUACCAGAUUAUUAUCGAGCACCAGGAGAGGAAGCUGCUCAUCCCUGCACAGCACCCCCUUCUGCACCCACAUCCCUCACUGCCGUGGUCGACGAAAAAUCAUCCGUCGUCACAUUAACGUGGCGCAACCCCGAAAACCUUGGCGGCCGGACGGAUAUAGACUUCAGAAUCGAGUGUCAACGAUGUCCGGCCGAUGUCCAGUUCUCAUCCAUCCAGCGAAUAGGUCAGGGGUAUGAGGUCAAUGUGAGCAGGUUAUCAUCGCAUACGACGUAUGAGUUCAGGGUACAUUCUUACAAUGAGGUCUCCAGCCAGAGUACGGUGGAUAACUUUUCUGGCGUCAAUGCUACAACCUUCUCCUCAGUGCCUUCCGCUGUACGAGACCUGAAGGUAGUAGAGGAUGAUGUCAAUGAUGAUUCGAUCAAACUAAGAUGGCGCCAGCCUCUCUUUCCAAACGGUGAAAUCACAAACUAUCAGGUGAUUUACCGUACCAGCGCCGAGACCCAGGAGAAUGUCAAGUACCAUUACCAGGGUGUAACGGAUGGAGAGGUUCAGGAAACCACGGUGCACGGAUUGGUACCAGGAACAGAAUAUGUCUUUGAGGUUGCAGCCAAUACUGCGAGUGGGGUAGGUGCCUAUAGCCAACAAGUAUUAGCUACUACAUCAGGUUCUGGAGGUCAGUCUGUACCAACAGUCAUUCUAGCAGCAGCAGUAUCAGCCAUCUUUAUCAUUGUCGUCUUGGUAGCUGUCGUCAUCUUCCUUGUCUUCUGGAGAAGGAAAAAGGAAGUACCCCCAUCAGAAAAUGGCCAUCUUAUAUAUGCUAAUGGCACAAAUGGUGAAGUUAUUCUACCACCUCACAUCAAGAAGGUCAAGACCUAUGUUGAUCCAUUCACCUAUGAGGAUCCUAACCAGGCUGUCAAGGAAUUUGCUACCGAGAUUGAUGCAUCGCAGAUCAGAAUCCUUGAAGUCAUUGGUGGAGGUUAG
Molecule: messenger RNA, 1377 nt
Organism: Lytechinus variegatus (green sea urchin)
Lineage: Eukaryota; Metazoa; Echinodermata; Echinoidea; Temnopleuroida; Toxopneustidae
Product: ephrin type-A receptor 4-A-like
Exons: 9
Coding region: 1-1377 (458 amino acids)
Biological process (GO): axon guidance
Cellular component (GO): neuron projection
Molecular function (GO): protein binding; transmembrane-ephrin receptor activity
Source: RefSeq, a predicted model, not a curated record